Messenger RNA from Porites evermanni, 3017 nucleotides. The record is from the annotation of a GenBank genome assembly. Lineage: Eukaryota; Metazoa; Cnidaria; Anthozoa; Scleractinia; Poritidae.
AUGCCUCCAAAAAGAAAAAACUUCAAAGGCCGUAGUCCUAAUGUACUACGGUACAUCGAAAGCUGCGGAAAUGAGGAAGAUAUAGGGAGCCUUCUCUCGUCUAAUCUCGCAGCAGGCGCAAGGCUCGCAGCAGAAAACGAAAGCCAGGCACACGACGAGAAAACGAGUCGGACCUAUGAGCUCCGGCUCAUGUCUUUGGAGCAGUUUGCUCAGCAAAAUGGAGAUGAUGCUGUGUUGUUUGGUCCUGAUAAAAGGCCGUUUUUGGCGGCAACAAUCCAGACAUACAUGCGUAAGUUUGUCAGUUUAAUGCUUCUCUACUUGUAUGAUGUGUGCGAAUUGUUGUGCUAAAAAAACUUGGUAUUUAUCCUGCAUGUAAUGAAGUCGUAGCGAGAUAACACAAGAAAAAUGUUUAAACAUAUUUUCGUUUUUUGGUAAUUCUUGUGCGACUUGAAAGACUACCGUGGCUAAGUAAGCUUAAUGUUCUUUGAAUGUAGCCGAUCGAUUACCGUGCUAGUUAGUAAAUAAUAAACGUAGGCUUUUAGCAUGUGACAGCCAUUUUUUUCGUGCUCGCUUUUGGUCUUUAUUACUCGUUUCCUUGUCGCAAAAACCCAAGAGCCAGGAAAAGGCCAUGUGAUGCAAUUUCAAAGCUGCUACAAGAAGCUUGCGUCUUGAUUAUUUAACAUGUAAAAGAAUGGAGUAACUGAUCUUCUGAUUUCACACCUUUCACCAUGCAGAGCUUGGUAGAUUUCACACCUCUUAAAAAACUAAAAGCUCUGCUUACUGAUGUAGAUAUAUGCUCUGCAUACUGAUAUAGGAAGCCAUCUUCGCGAGUAGGCAACCGCUUGAGAAAUUACAUUUUUUGUAUGAGAAUCUAAUGGCGAAUAAUUUCCGUAAAACGACUGUUUUGAAAACUUUAACUUCUCAAGCAAUUGCCUACUCAUCAAGGCCUAUUGAAUACGAGAGACUAGUGGAUGAGAUGUUCUCAGGGUCUCUUCAUGUGAAGUCAGGCUGGGUUGGUCCGGUUACUGAGGAAUGAGAUCGCUCCUCACCACCAUAAAAUUCUUUGUAAAAAUUUCUUGUCUAAAAGAAGAUUUUAAGAUUUUUCCAGGUACAGAUGUGAAGGUGAGUAUGAUUGUUUCAAAACCUGACAUGUUAAGGGCCUUAUUACAAGUAUGGCAUUUAUGUAGAGCUGCCGGGAUUUUCUGCCAAAAUAGAAUGGAAUGCAUGACUUUUUUGAAAGGGAUUAUGGCAGUCAGUAUGCAAAUUGUGCCGCAAACUUGGAUGAUAUCACACAUGACUGACCGUUCACAUAAAGUUGGAAUAAUCAUUAAAAAUGAGUUUACCUUUUUCUGAUCUCUUGCCAACCAUGGGCAAAAUUAUUUCUGGCUAAAAUUAAUGGAAGUAAAUCAUGCACAGUACAAUGUAAUAUGCCGGCCUGUUGGGCACAUUUCCCCCCUCAUUUUUUUUUUGUUUUCAAAAUGCCUAUUUUAAAAUUUUCACUGCUGAGUGUUAUUGUAUACAGUUUAAAUACAGUCAUGCUCCACUUAAUUUUGUUUUUGUUGACUUCCAUGUGCUUUAUUUAUUUUUCACAUGUCGAGCUGGAAACAUGAUGUUUACAUUUUUAUAGGGUGUGGCUCACUAAUCUAUUAGAAAACAAAACUAUGUAAUUUAAUUUCUUUCAGAAAUGUUAAGUGAGACAAAAGGCAAGAGGCUGGGAACACUCCGCUGUCGUGGCCUUAAGCCUCCAGUUGUGAGAGGCCAUGCUGCAGCUUUCACAUAUUGGUUCAAUGUUUUUGGGCACACAGGCCCUUACAGCCAAUCCGUCAGAGUUUUACCAGAUGGGUCCCAAAAAGUUAUUGCCAAAGGGAAUCCUAUGAAUUCCCCAGGUAAAUAAAUAAUUCUCUGCAGUUACAUUGAUGAUCUACGUGCACUCUAGCUCUACCUGUUUUUUCACCUGUUGGGGUCAAAAUUUGGAAUGGGAUACCUCAAAUUCUUAAAGAAAGACCGAAAAGCUUUUCAAAGAUCACUGAAAGAAAUGCUACUCAAUAUCCUUGAAACUGAAGACUCCUAUAUUGAUGUGGAUACGAUCAUUGUGAAAAUGAAGAAGUAAUUCUCUUGUCCUUUAUUUUCAUUUUAUUUUAUUUUUUAAAUUUCACUUUAAUAUUGUCCUUGCAUUUUAGGAGAAUAGUAUCUAUUUAAUGUAAAAUAUAUAUACUUAUAUAACGUCUAAUUUCUUUGUAUUUGUCUAGUUUGUAGCAAUUAUGUAGCCUGGUCUGCCUCGAAUAGCCUCGCUAACUGCAGGCCAGUCCCAAUGAUGUAUCUUUUGUUAUUUUUCCAAAUUUAAUUAAAUAAAGUUGAAGUUCAAGUUGACCUGUGAUUUAUACCCGGUCAGGGAAAAUUAAUUAAUACAUAAUUGCGGGAUAUGCACAUUUAUUAAACAGUCUUCCUUAUAUUUACAGACACCCAAGCACAUUAGUGCAAAUCUCAACAACUGCUUCAGUUUUGACAUACAUAUACUAAAUAACAUAUCAAAAGUUCCCUUUGAGAUAAAAGUAGCUAUGAUUGGACGUAUUUCGAAAGUAGACAUAUCCGGUGCUUCUCGAUCAACCCCUUCAUGACUGACGCCAUUUUUAAAGGUUACCAUGGCACAGCAAGAAAAUAUUGCCAAAAAGUCAGUCCAAAAUGGCAAAAAACUGAUUGCAAAUUAAAAAAUCCAAUAAACAACUUCAUAUAAGCAACAUAAAGUGUCAUUUAACACAAUAUAUGGAGCCUACGCAGGUGUAUAAGGGUUAACAAAAGUUUUCGCAGUCCAUCUAACCAACUAUCCAUCCAACCUGCUCACUGUUCUUGACUUUUUAGCCGUAAAACAGACCAUAAAGCAGCUUGUGAGGAGGUCAUCGCGGCCAACAAGAAAAGAUGCACGUCAAGGGAGGGUGGCAUACGAGCCUAAAAAGGCCCCUCCAUUUACCCUCCAUCAGUUGUUGAAAAUGCGCGAAUACUGCUUAAAGACAGUAGAG